GCGGCUACGCGACUGCACUGGCGCUGGCAAUGGACACCAAUAAUCCUGUUUUCUCGUGCGGUGUGUCUGUAGCACCGGUCACCUCAUGGCUUCUCUAUGAUUCCGUGUACACCGAGAGAUAUAUGGGUUUACCUAAAGAUAAUAUGGAGAGCUAUUUGCGGUCCGAUGUGCUCAACAGAGCUCACAAUUUUAAGGGCAAAAAGUUCUUGUUAUGUCAUGGAUCUGCUGAUGACAACGUUCACGUGCAGCAGUCAAUGGUGUUGAUGAAGGCGCUGACGAACGCGAACGUCAUGUUCCAGACGCAGGUAUAUCCGGAUGAGAACCACUCGCUAUCGGGAGUCAAACCGCAUCUCUACCAUACAAUGGAGGCCUUUUGGGACGAAUGCUUUCAAACCGAUUCCUUCUAUGAAGACAUCGGACUUCGGAGGCGACGAGUCGUCAAACAGAGCCAAAGCCUAUAACACCACGAAAUGUCUAUAGAGUUAUGUAUGAAACGAAACAUUACUCUCAUUGCGAUUAUUAUCCACUCUCUUAUGCCUUACGAAAACUUUUCAACAAAAACAAAGUCUAACUCUCAGACGUGUCUCUAAUGUU
Molecule: messenger RNA, 594 nt
Organism: Oppiella nova
Lineage: Eukaryota; Metazoa; Arthropoda; Arachnida; Sarcoptiformes; Oppiidae
Source: the annotation of a GenBank genome assembly